This is a messenger RNA of Lonchura striata (white-rumped munia), 2228 nucleotides long. The record is from RefSeq and is a predicted model, not a curated record. NCBI's taxonomy places the organism in Eukaryota, Metazoa, Chordata, Aves, Passeriformes, Estrildidae.
GGCGCGAUCCCGGGAGCGGGAGCCGAGCUGUCUACUGCCUUGAGCGUUUUGAGGAGGAUGAGGAGGUGUGUGUCUUCUCUCGAGCGGCAGAAAGAAACUGGUUACACUUGGAGGAGAAAAAACACAGGAAACGCCAAGGACUGAAAUGCGCUUGCAGCUGAAGUAUCCGCAUCAUGAAUAGGUACAAAACUAUCAGACAGCUUGGUGAUGGGACCUACGGCUCUGUUCUCCUAGGGAGAAGCAUUGAAUCUGGAGAGCUAAUAGCUAUUAAAAAAAUGAAGAGAAAAUUUUAUUCCUGGGAGGAGUGCAUGAACCUUCGAGAGGUUAAGUCUUUGAAGAAAUUAAACCAUGCCAAUGUGGUAAAACUGAAAGAAGUUAUCAGGGAAAAUGAUCAUCUGUAUUUUGUGUUUGAAUACAUGAAGGAAAAUCUUUAUCAGUUAAUGAAAGAGAGAAACAAGCUAUUCCCUGAGUCUACAGUUAGGAAUAUUAUGUAUCAGAUCCUGCAAGGGCUUGCAUUUAUUCAUAAGCAUGGGUUCUUUCACAGGGACUUGAAACCUGAAAACCUGCUUUGCAUGGGACCAGAACUUGUGAAAAUUGCAGAUUUUGGCUUAGCCCGAGAAAUCCGAUCUCGACCUCCUUACACCGAUUAUGUAUCCACAAGAUGGUAUAGGGCUCCUGAAGUACUUCUGAGAUCCACCUGCUAUAGCUCUCCAAUAGAUAUUUGGGCUGUUGGUUGCAUAAUGGCAGAAGUUUACACGCUGAGGCCUCUCUUCCCUGGUGCCAGUGAAAUUGAUACUAUAUUCAAAAUUUGCCAAGUCUUAGGGACGCCAAAAAAGAACGACUGGCCUGAAGGCUACCAACUUUCAGCUUCCAUGAAUUUUCGCUGGCCUCAGUGUGUACCUAACAACCUAAAAACUCUAAUACCUAAUGCUAGCAGUGAAGCAGUGCAGCUCAUGAGAGACAUGCUGCAGUGGGAUCCCAAAAAGCGGCCAACAGCUAGUCAGGCACUUCGAUACUCGUACUUCCAGGUUGGGCACGCCCUGGGCAUUCAGGAUCUGGGAAAACAAAAGGAACUGCAUAAUAAAUUGUCUCUGCAUAUUAAGCCUGUCCCUCCAGCACAGCCCCCUCUGAAACCUCAUGCCCGAAUUUCAUCAAGGCCUUUUCAACAAAGUCAGUCUUCUCAGCACAUGGUGUACACAUGUAAGACAGAUAACUCUGGGACUGAGCACAGUAACUACUUACAGGAGGACAAGUCUAACCAGAUUCUUCUGCCUGCAAUACACAAUAAGGUUCCUCAGCAGAAACCAUCUGCUGGGUCUGAGAAUACAAAUGGUGAACUUAAACCAAAACCUAGGCGAAGAUGGGGACAUCUUCCCAGGACAAUAAAGAAUUCUGAAGACUGGGAUAAUUUGGAAGACCUUGAUUUCAGCUCUUCCAUCAUGAGAAUGGACUUGAAAAACAAGAAGAGGCAGAAUGAUGAAACCCUUUGUAGAUUUGAAAGUAUUUUGGACCUGAAGCCUUUGGAUGCUGUAGGCUCUGGCAGCAGUGCACGAACUUCCCAUGCGGCCUUUUUGCGGCAGGACACUCCUACAUUGCGAGUUUCUGCAGCAAAGCAGCACUACUUAAGCCAUUCUAGGUAUCGACCUGGAAUAAGCACCAGGAAUAGCAUAGUUUCCACUUCAAACAAAGAGUCUGUUCCAUCUAAUUGCUGGCCCAGUUCUGGUUUGUCUGGGAAAACCUCUGGUUUGGGAGGAAGUACUACCAACGGGAUGAAUUCAGGGCCCAUAGGAUCAAGUGGUCUAGCAAGUGCUUAUGUCCGUUCAUUUCGGAAGAAGGAAGUAGGUUCUGCUGAGCAGAGGGUUCAGUUAGCACCAGUUGUGGACCCAUCCUCAGAAUUUGCAUCUCUGACAUCAGUCAGACCCCUCCUCGGAUGGCCAUCGCUCAGUUCACCUACGAAAAGCUCGCCGCGGUUAAUGCCUCUCCCGCCGGCAGCGGAGCCGAUCCACGGGCGCGUUGACUGGUCUGCGAAGUACGGUGCUCACCGGUGACCUGGGAAAUACCCUCUGAGCAGUGCAUGCAUCCCCGGAAACGGUGUCCAACAUGAGACCAUUUCAUACUGCUUCAUAUACCUGUAUAUUUAAAAGGAACAGAUCUUCCACAAAUGAGACAUUUUGAAGGGUUUUUUUACUUAUUUGCAUUAAUCUGAAUGCAAUCUUGUACCGUUUUGU